CUGGGCCGAGUAUGGGCCUGGCCACGAUCGGUGUAGGUGCAUACUUGGCGUCCUCCUGCGCUGUGCCUCCUAAGUCUUCCUGCCUCAGUCGCACCUGAGCUGACUGAGGGCCGCCGCGCACGUCCCACUUCCAUCCCUUCCCCCUCAUAGCCCAUAGCCUCGGAGCUGGUUGGGAAAGUGAUCCCCCGUGGGGGGUGAAGCGCAGUCAAGUUGGGUGGGAGGCAGGGUGUCGGGAGGUCAAAGCGCACCUCCUGCGACAGAGAGGACCACAUGUCAGAAGAUGGCCGCCGACGUCGUCGCCGUCGUCGUCGCCGUCGCCACUUCCGCCCCUGCCGUUGUCGUCGUCGUCGUCGUCGUCGUCUGUCGUCGGAGUCCGUUGUUCGUCCGUCCGUCCUCCCUCGGUCGGUCGGUUCGCCGCCUCUGGCGUCGUCGUCGUCGCCGUACACCUCUGCCAUGCACAUUUUGCUACGCCGGGCAGCCUCCGGUGGCCUAAGAGUUGCCAGGUCGUGAACGACCAGGUCGUGAAGCCAAGCGGCACGGUCAGCUGCUCGGAGACUUUCUGUCCGAACGGCGUCUCCGCCGAGAGGAGCGAGUCAUGCAAAAACAUGUGCGAAGAGAACGCCAACCUGCUCGGGGACGGCAACACGCCGUGUCAGGAGACCUGCGACAGGGACCGCGGCAGCCCGCACUGCCAGGCCUGCCUGAAGGAAUGCCAGGCCCGCUGCGAGUGCGAGGAGUUCUGCUCUGACGGCUUGAUAAAGGACGCCGCCCUCUGCGUCGAGCAGGGCGCCGUCUGGCAAGAGGCGUUGAGCCAGAAUUUCAACGACAUCUUCAACGCGAUGCUCACGCUAUUCGAGAUCUCCACCACAGAAGGCUGGGUGGACGUGAUGUACUCGGCCGUGGACAGCAACGGGUACUUCAUGCAGCCAGCGCGCGACAACCAGGUCUUGUGGGCCUUCUUCUUCGUCCUCUACAUAUUCGUCUUUUUCAUGUUUUUCAUCAACUUGAGCGUUGGAGUCAUCGUCGACAAGUUCAUGGACCUCAAAGCUGAGGCGUCGACGACGCUGGCGGAGGACCUUCCCUCUGGAGCGGACGCGAUAAGCGUAACGUCGCAGGCCGGCUUCUCCACAGACGUCGAGAUCACGAUCGAAUGUGCGGACCAGGGCCUGUCGGAGACCAGGAAGAUUAAGACCCUGACGGGCGUCGGUCGGUUCCAGCUGUCGGCGAAACUCGACCACGCCUUCCCUAAGGGUGCCACCGUGACCAAGAAGGGCAAGGCCAUCAUGUCGACCGACGGGCAGGACAAGUGGAAGAAGAAGUGGCUGCAGGCCCGGAAGUCGCUGGACGGCCGCGGGGAGAAGAUCUACCUCCUCACGAACCUGCAGAACCUGCCAACGAAUCGGAGGAAAGUCUACGACAUGAUAACAAGCAGGUGGUUCGAGAACGCGAUCAUGGCUUUUAUCAUCCUGAACACGGCCCUCAUGUGCCUGAAGUGGUUCCCAGAGCCCACGGACAACUGGCAGAGCACCCUCGACGACAUUAACUACUUUUUCGCCGCCGUCUUCACGGUUGAGGCCGCCGUCAAGCUCUUUGCGCUGAGGCUCGACUACUUCAGGUCUCCCAGUUCACAGUGGGGCGCCGAUGUCAAGCAGCGUCGGACCUGGUCGGAGAUGCGCAUAAAACAGCUCCGGGCACCGCCCCUCCGGCGAGCGUGCGGCUGGCUGAUCCUCAGCCUCUUCCACAUCUGCGAGAACUACGCAGAGGGCGAUCCCGCGAACUUCCACGGCAUCGAGAUUGGAGAGCCCGACGCAGAAAACCACCAGGACGACAGCAGCUAUCACAUCAAUUGCUACCUGGACAGUCUCACUUUUUGCACACCUUUUUACGAGAGUUCUGAACAUCCCACAUUCCUGGACUACGACAGCAACACGAUGGCUGGCCUAACUGGUACAGCGACAUCGGUGGCCAGCAAGAUUCCAGUCCAUCAUGUCAUUCCCGAAGGCGCUGAGAUCGAGGGGGCCGCCGUAGACGGCCUCGGCAGUCUCUCGACGAGUACUGCGACGCGCGCGAUCGGGAAGCUGAUCUACCUGACCGCACUUGGCACAGUGCAGAUGGCCCACUUUCGCAUCCUCGGCAGCAUCAUCUUCAGAGUAUCCGACAAUGGCAGAGAGGAUUGCUCUGCAGCACAGACAAUCAGCUACCGCAUGACCACCAACGGCCUCGACGAUAUCAACUACGAUUUCUGA
Messenger RNA from Prorocentrum cordatum, 2246 nucleotides. NCBI's taxonomy places the organism in Eukaryota, Dinophyceae, Prorocentrales, Prorocentraceae. The record is from the annotation of a GenBank genome assembly.